This is a messenger RNA of Solea solea (common sole), 4234 nucleotides long. Its product is annotated as ETS-related transcription factor Elf-2-like. NCBI's taxonomy places the organism in Eukaryota, Metazoa, Chordata, Actinopteri, Pleuronectiformes, Soleidae. Gene Ontology annotation, molecular function: sequence-specific DNA binding; DNA-binding transcription factor activity, RNA polymerase II-specific. The transcript has 10 exons. Gene Ontology annotation, cellular component: nucleus. The coding region runs from base 871 to 2946 and encodes 691 amino acids. The record is from RefSeq and is a predicted model, not a curated record. Gene Ontology annotation, biological process: regulation of transcription by RNA polymerase II; cell differentiation.
GGCUGUGUUGUAUCUGGUAAAGACUUAAAACUGUCUCUGACUCACCAUGAACCAGAGCCAUAAUAAAGUACUUGUGAAAGUUCAAAGUAAACCGAACACAUUUAUAGCUAAUUUGUGAAGCUGUUUCCCUUAUCCAGAGAUUGAUACAGUAAUUACCAACAUGCUUGACUAGUAGUUGAUUGUAAAGAGUUUAAAGAUGAUAUUGAUGUUAUUUUUGACCUAAAAACAAUGAAUUCCUUUGCUUUUAACGUGACAUGUUUCUUCUAGUAGUUUCCAAAUGGACAUGUUUGUUGAAAUGCUAUUGAUUCAAGCUCAUUGUGUUUAAGCAGAGCAGUGAUAGAUCAGCCAUGUUUGCAGUCUGCCUUUUCUAGCAUUAAAAGAAUUCCACCAGUUUGUACAGUAUAAUGUCCGCUCCCUGGAAAAGUCUGAGUCAUAUAUGUUACAAUUGUUUGAGUAAAGACAAUGAGGGAAAGGUUUGGAGUUGGAGAUGGGUUUAUGGGUGUAUUAUAAACCAGAGCCAAAGUAGAGUCAAUCUACUUUCAAAAGUUUAUCAUGAGCUGAACACAUUUAACUAAUAAAUUAAGCUGUGUCUCAAGUCCAGGGAUGUGUACAGAGUUCCAGAGUAACAUUAUGACCAGUAAGUAACUGUAAAACAGCUCAAAGGUGCCUUUUUGACCUGAAUUCCUUUGCUAACAUGACAUGCUUCUCCUGGUGGUUUCCAGCAACAGAUUGGCCACUUGUUUGCAGUCAUCCCGCAGGUCCUGUAAUACCUGUUCGAAUCAACACAACCUGGACCGUGGUUUUCCAUAAAGUUGCACCACUACACAGGGGAGCUGAGGCUAAAUCAUUUUCCGUGUGAUCCCAUAAGUCAUGACCUCAGUGGUGCUGGUCGACACUGGUGGGACUGUGGUGGAGUAUGUGUCAGCGGAGGAGGACCCUCAACAGCAGGAGGGAGAGUGUGACGUGGAUCCAGAGAUGGAUGGAGAGGUGGAAGGCGAGUGUGAAGCUGAGGAGACCUACGAGGAAGUACUGGUCAGAGAGGAGGCAGAGGAUUAUCCAGCAGUCAUAGUGGAGGAGGUUCCUGGUGCCAGUCUGGUCGAGGACCAAAGUUACUCAGCCCAGGUGUUGGUAUAUGAUGACGGAGUGUACCUGAUGCAGGAAGUGGUCGAUGAGCAGGUGGUGGAGACAGAAGGGGAAACAGUGGAGGCCUCUGUCCACGGCACCAGCAUCCACUGCUCUGACAAGACGUUUGAGGCAGCAGAAGCUCUGCUUCACAUGGAUUCACCAUCCAGCAUCAGAGAGGACCGCAGUCCAGACACGUUUGUGUCGUCAUGCAUAGCGACGCCAGACAUCCUUCACGCUGCCAUGCGCCCAGAUGUGAUGGCAGUGUCAGAGGUGGAGAUAUCGACAGAGGAUUACUGCGAGGAGGAAGAUGAGGACAUGGUCACAAUGCUGGAGGAUCCAGAGCCGGAACCUGACCACGAGCCUGUCAAGAAGAGGAGAGCUGGACGGAAGCCAAAGACACAUCAGUUGGCCAUGUCUAACGGCUCAGCAGAGUUCGGUAUCAAGAGGAAGCAAAGAGAAGGAAAAGCAGGGAGCACCACCUACCUAUGGGAGUUUCUGCUGGACCUCCUGCAGGACAAGAACACCUGUCCCAGAUACAUCAAGUGGACACAGAGGGAGCAGGGUAUCUUCAAACUGGUGGACUCAAAAGCUGUGUCCAAGCUGUGGGGCAAACACAAGAACAAGCCAGACAUGAACUAUGAGACCAUGGGACGGGCUCUAAGAUAUUACUACCAGCGCGGCAUCCUUGCCAAAGUAGAAGGUCAGCGGCUGGUUUACCAGUUCAAGGAGAUGCCCAAGAACAUCGUCAUCAUCGACGACGACACAACAGACAUGGACAUCUCCGGCGAUCUUGUCACUUCAGACACUGCAGCCUCCUAUGAGCGCGUGCCGCCGCCGACAGACAUGCUGCUCCAGGCGUCUGAAGUCUCGUCCACCAAGAAGCCCAACAUCCUGCGGGGCGGGAACAGACCCAAUAUCGUCCAGGCUCCUGUCACUACAGUGAGCAAAGCAGUGACAGCAGGGGUUCCACGGAUAGUGACCGUUACUGCAGCGCCAGAUGUCAGUCAGGCACAACAGUCUCGCACAACAAUCAUCCCAAACGCCACCGGGCACAGGACGGUGCGGGUGGCUAUGCAGGUUCCCGUGGUCAUGACGACAUCACUGGGGCAGAAGAUCUCCACAGUUGCUGUGCAGCAGUCGACAGGAGCAACAAUGGGAGCCGGACACACCACCCUCCUCAACAGCACUUCUGCGAUUGGUGUUGCUGGUAACGCCAACUCACAACAGAAGGUUGUGCUUCAGACGAUCCCCACCAUGGUUCCCGCCACAGCAGAGAACGGAGACAAGAUCACAGUGCAGCUGGCAAAGAUCAUCACCAUCCCGGCUCAUCAGUUAGCUCAGUGUCAUCUCCAAGCCUCCGGCGGCACAAACAAGUCUGGCAUCAGCCUCCUUGGCAGCCCUCUGACCAUGCGGACGCUGGCUCCUGUCAGCGUCGCGCCUGGAACGCAGGUGAUGAGACUCACCGUGCCGACACAGGCGCAACAACAGACUCUGGUGGUGUCACAGCCGGGAAGCAUCGGCAGCAGGGCAGGAGCGAUGACGAUGUCGACCACCAAUCAGCCUCGCGUCUUUAGCGGACUCAUCAGCGGCUCAGAGCUGGUGAUCGGAGCAUCGGCAUCCGGAGGAGUGACAUUGGAGAAGCUGAAGGCUGCAGGAAUCCAGGUCCAGACUGUGCAGGUGCCUCUGCCGGCGGCAGCUCAACACAACCAGGGGAACCCCAAAACUGUCCACAACGUCCAAACAGAGGCGGUGGACGCAGAGGUGGUAUUCAAACUGGAAACACCUAAUGUGACGAUUAAGUCAGAAGAGCCCGAGUGUUGAAAAACACACACAUUUACGAGUACGCGUCUUCUCCGUCUCUGCCAGAGAGAGUUAGUUUGUACAUAUCUGAAGUCAUUUUUACUCCUUCGAUAACCAGCAGCAGUCUGUGAGACUUUAAAAUCUGACUCCUGAAGGCCUGUUUUUGUUUUUGGUUUUUUUUAUAUAUUAGUCUUCAGCCUGUUUUCACUCGCUGCCUCAGACUGAAACUGAACCAAGGCAGAUCGUCAAUGUUGUGUCCCAAGUUCAAACUGGAUCCUCGUACAGAAGAAAACACACAGACUUCAGCGGGAGUGUGUUGGUGAAGGUAAAGGGACCAACCGUCAUCACUACAGCGUCUGCCUUCUAAACGCAUUAACAUCACUGAGUCAAAUUAGAGCGAGGGGGAAAAAAAAGAGGAUUCCAAAACACUACAAAACCAGGCAAAUGAUCACAACCAAACAAAAAAUGUGAACUGAUAAACAGAUAUAAAAAAGGAGAGUGAUGUGAUGAAACUUUUGUAGAUGUUUUAUUUUCAAUAUUUUCUUCUCCGUCAUGGAUAAAACCAGCAACUUUCAUCACUGUGCGGAUCAUGUGUGCAUGGUGCUACAUGAGCGAGGGAGAAGCUGUCACAAAGACAGUGAAAUGGUUGUGUAUGUACAUAUUUAUAUAUAUAUAUAUAAUGUAUAUCUUCUAUACAGUUUAUGGAGCUAAAGUUAACAGCCAUAGGAUUAAUUUCUAACAUUCUUUUUCAUGUAGCGCUUGAACGGUUAACUGAAAUUUUCAUUUGUGUUUUGAUACCUUGUACCAAGCACAGUAUUAUUUUACGGAGGGCGUCUGAUAUUUGUUUUCAUCUUCUGUACCCAUGCCUCCAUCAAGAAAAUCUGCACACUUAAAUAUGCUCUGUGUGUUUGACAAAAAGGUCUUUGUUUGGCUCUGACUGCACUCAGUCUGGCUGUGUGGGGGGGGGAAAAGCCCCUGGAAGCCAGGACGUGAUGAUGUACGUCAACAAAUUAACGCUUUAUUUUAAUUUUCUGAAAUGUAGGCAGUGAUAAAUCACACAAUGUCAAAAGAAAAGAAACCACUGUGGAUCCCAGGUCACUUCACUUACAGAGUCUGUGCCAUUUUUGGCUCAACAUUUCAUUAUUUUUAUUUUUUAAUCUAAAAAAAAAAGGGACAAUAGAAAAAAUGUUUGUGUUCAGACUGAACUGUUUGUAUAUUCAACAUUUGAAGUAUAUUCUAUUUUGUUGUACUCUUGUUUCAAAGUGUAUUAAAGUAGAUUUUACUGAAACAUAAAACAUUUGAAACUCAA